UGUACCAGUACUUGCCACCUGUAGUCAACAAGAAUUGGAAAACCCUACAGCAAGUGAUGAAUCUACUGACCCAUGUGCUGACAAACAUCAUAAUUUAUUAUCCAAGUUGCUCUGUGAUGAGUUGAAUGUCACUAAAGAACAGAUUGUUGACUUUGAACUUUGUCUAGCCGACCACCAACCUGCUUCUAUUGGUGGCGUACUAAAUGAAUUCCUGUUUGCACCAAGACUAGACAAUCUCGUGAAUGCAUACACUGCAAUGGAGAGUUUGAUUGCAUCAUGUGAAGGGGACAGUUUAGAAAAAGAAGGAAACAUCCGCAUGAUUACUCUCUACGAUAAUGAAGAGGUUGGAUCUCAAACAGCCCAAGGUGCUGAGUCUUCAUUAACAGAGUUUAUAAUGAGACGCUUAUGUGCUGGAGGUAGUUCUACAAGUUUUGAGGAAGCAAUUCCCAAAUCUUAUCUUGUCAGUGCUGACCAAGCACAUGCUAUACACCCUAACUAUGCAGAGAAGCAUGAAGAUGGUCACAAAGUAGCACUACACAAAGGUGCUGUUCUGAAGUUCAAUGGCAACCAGCGUUAUGCCACCAGUGCUGUGACAGCAGCUAUAUUGAGAACAAUUGCAGAGAAAGAAAACAUCCCUCUACAGGAUUUUGUUGUACGUAAUGACAGUCCUUGUGGUUCAACUAUCGGUCCUAUUAUAGCGUCUAAGCUUGGUCUGAGAACCAUUGAUAUUGGGUUCCCACAGUUAGGUAUGCAUUCUAUACGUGAGAUGGCAUGUACAACAGGAAUCUAUCAAGCUAUUCAACUUUACAAGGCAUUUUUUGAACAUUAUCCAACAGUCAAUGCAUCUCUUGUUAUUGAGUAAAAGUACAUAAUCAGACCUUGGCAAUACUGAAGAUAUUCAUAAUCUUAUGUAUCCAUUCCUCUAUACACUUUGAGCACUCAAUUUUUGGUGUCAUAAAUUCGAAAAAAGCAACUUUUUCACAGAAUUGUAAUUUUAACAUAUUCAACACCAGAUUUUCUCUCCCAAAUAUUUCUGUACUUUUUUUUAAUAUUCUUAAAUAUUUCUGAAAAUGAAUCCUAAUUUUGUAGCCAUGAGCAGACAUAAAUGGGAUCAUUUUGUGAAUUUAUGAUGAAAAGAGAUUAUUUCCAAUCGUAAGACUGAAAACUGAAAAUGUCACAUGGCUGCUCACUAGUAUAUACUGAUAAUAAAGAAUGAUAAUCUAA
This is a messenger RNA of Saccoglossus kowalevskii, 1224 nucleotides long. RefSeq names its product aspartyl aminopeptidase-like. The record is from RefSeq and is a predicted model, not a curated record. NCBI's taxonomy places the organism in Eukaryota, Metazoa, Hemichordata, Enteropneusta, Harrimaniidae. Gene Ontology annotation, biological process: proteolysis. Gene Ontology annotation, molecular function: aminopeptidase activity; zinc ion binding.